This is a messenger RNA of Scatophagus argus, 5031 nucleotides long. It is a transcript of the gene itga3b, whose product is annotated as integrin, alpha 3b. Gene Ontology annotation, biological process: cell adhesion mediated by integrin; cell-matrix adhesion; integrin-mediated signaling pathway. The transcript is spliced from 26 exons. Gene Ontology annotation, cellular component: integrin complex; external side of plasma membrane. The coding region runs from base 227 to 3403 and encodes 1058 amino acids. Gene Ontology annotation, molecular function: integrin binding. The record is from RefSeq and is a predicted model, not a curated record. NCBI's taxonomy places the organism in Eukaryota, Metazoa, Chordata, Actinopteri, Scatophagidae.
GGUGUGGAGAAGGCAGAGAGGAAGGAAGAGCGAGAGAGCAGGGGAGGGCGGCAGAGAGAGACGGGCGACGGCUCACAUCGACACCUACAGUAGGCAGUCAGGCUGAGUGAGAAGGGGAAAGGAAGCUCUCAAUGGGGAGGUCCCUGUGAAGUAUAGUCUACCUGUCGGAGCUCAUUCAGCCCGCGCUGAUCGUGGAACUGCGGGAAGCCUAUUGCACUUGCGAGGGAUGAACAGUCCAAACAUGUUUCCAACACAAUUCGUCUGCGCUGUUUUGAUUGUGUACCACGGGACGCAAAUCUGCAGUGGAUUUAAUAUAGACGAACGGUUUCCUGUGAUCAAAGAGGGAAAAACCAAAGGGAGCUUCUUUGGGUUCUCGGUCGCUCUGCAUCAUCAGACGGAGGGCUCCAGAAAGUACCUGCUUCUUGCAGGAGCACCCAAAGAGAAAGCCGCUUCUCUACAGAAUGUCAAUGAAACAGGUGCCGUCUACUCCUGUCCUGUCUCAACAGACACCACUGACUGCUCCAGAAUGGACCUUGUCAGCACAACAAGCCCAUCUGAGAUGGUGGAAGGCAUGUGGCUGGGGGUGACAGUGGCCAGUCAGAGAGACCAGCUGGCAGGACGUGUGCUGGCAUGCGGGCAUCGCUAUGUGAGGAUCAUCCAAGGAGGCGCAGAGGAGCAGCGGCGGAUGAUAGGAAAGUGUUUUGUCAGGAGUAAUGACCUGACCUUUGACCCCAACGAUGAAUGGCAGACUUACAGUUAUGAGGUCUGCAACCCCAACUUUGACAUGGUGUUUGAGGGCAUGUGCAACAUGGGCAUCUCAGGCGGCAUGACAGACACUGACGUCUACAUCGGCGCUGCAGGCAGCUUCAUAUGGCAAGGAAAUGUUCAUGUAACAUGGAGAGAUCCAGCGAAUACCUGGGACUCUACAAACAAAGACUUUACACAGCUGAACAGACGAUACAGCUAUAUGGGUUAUUCAGUUCUUGAGGAGAAAAAGCUGCUGAGCCAUGAUGAUUACACAGUGGUAACAGGGGCUCCCAGGGAUGAAUCCAAGGGCUCUGUGGUGUUCGGGACAAAGAAUGACCAGAAGAUCGAGCUGACGCUCAUCAUCCCUGGGGAACAAGUGGGCUCGUACUUUGGAAACAGCCUGGCUGUCACCGACCUCAACAAUGACGAUUGGAAUGACCUGAUUGUGGGUGCCCCAUUUUACUUUGACCGUAUCAAUGACAAGGGAGGAGCAGUGUAUAUCUUCAUGAAUGAGAAUGGAUCUUUCCAGAAGACUGCCACAAUGGUACUGAAAGGUCCAUCAGCCUCUGCAUUCGGCAUUGCCGUGGCUGCCAUUGGUGAUGUCAACCAAGAUGGAUUCCAAGAUUUUGCGGUGGGAGCUCCAUUUCAUGGCACAGGACAGCUCUACAUAUGGAUGGGAAGUAAAAAGGGAAUCUCACAAGAGCCCAGUCAGGUUAUCGAGGGUAAGUCAGUGGGAAAUGGAGGAUUCCAGACCUUCGGCUACUCCAUCAGUGGAGGGAUGGACGUGGAUGACAACAGUUACCCUGACAUCCUAGUUGGCUCUUUGGACGACCGCGUGGCCUUGCUCAGGGCUCGUCCAGUCAUCCACUUAACUAAGAACUUCACUGUUGAGCCCGAAAUUGUGGACCCUAAUCAGUGUCUUGAAAAUACACCAUGCAUUACAGCUACUCUUUGUAUGGCUUUCACUCUCAGCAAUGGAAACAAAAACUUCAAGAAAAAUAUUAAGGUGGAGUACACAUUGGAGGCUGACAUAGAGAGGAGAAGAAGCCCUCGUGUUCGUUUUCAGGACAGUGAUAAUGACAAAUAUAAAGACUUCCUGCUCCUGUCAUCUUCCAAAUCCAAGUGUCAAACUCUGAAACUGACUGCAGUGAUGCCUGUAAAGGACAAACUGGAGCCAGUCGUCUUUUCCCUCAGCAUUUCCCUAAAUGAACAAAACCUUAAAUCCAGGCGUUCCAUGCAAAACCUAGAUUCCUUUCCGAUUCUCAGCCAGGACCAGAAACUGACUGAAAGCACUGAGAUUAACUUUCAGAAGGAGUGUGGCUCAGACAACAAAUGUAGCAGUAACCUGCAGAUGACAGCAGAGUUUGUUGAUGAAAACGACAAGCCUUACCCCAGGCAGGGCAAAUUCCAGGUACUACAGUUCAACAGCAGUAUAAAGAUAAUACGGCUGAUGGUGGAGGUGACUAACUUUCCUGGUCAUGGGAAACUGGCUGAAGACGCCCACCAGGCCGCGCUCAAUGUCCCCAUUCCUGACGCAUUGACAUACUCCGGUGUCAGGUCAUUGGAUCAUGAUGUACAAUGCAGUUUGGACAGCCCAAUGAUUUGUGACCUGGGGAAUCCACUUAAAGGCAACGAAAAGGUGUCACUUAUUCUCAAGUUUGAGACGUCAAGGAUCAGUCUGUACACACAAGAGAUUGAGUCCCAGCUGCUUUUGUCCACUCUUAGUGAGCAGAGUGACCUGAAACCUGUGACUGUGGCCCUGCUGAUCGAAAACACCAUUUUCCCAUCCUUCUCCAUAGUGAACGCAGUGGUGCACACAAAGUUCGGUGGGACUGUGAUGGGCGAGUCAGCCAUGGUCAACACCAGUGACGUGGGCAGUCUGGUGGAGUUCACCUUCGAUGUGACAGGACAGCCCCUGGGAGACAUGGGAACUCUGGCUGUGGAGUUCGAGUGGCCCUUUGAGGUAGCCAAUGGCAAGUGGCUGCUGUACCUGACGAAGAUUGUCGUCACAGGAGAAUCAGAGGUGGAAUGUAACCCUCCUGGAGAAGUUGUCAACCUGCUCAAUCUCACUUUGUCAGAGAGCGGACGAGCACGUACUAAACGCCAGAUUAUGGUGGAUGAUGUUGACGAUACGAGCCAGUCACAGAUAGGUGACACACAGGCAGCCAUCACACUGCCCACUCGUCGCAAAGGGAUCUACGUGUUGGACUGCUCCAAGGGGACAGCACGGUGCGUGACAUUUACCUGUCCACUGCUCAACAUGACGAAGUCAGCCAAGAUUUAUGUCCAGUCUCGUCUGUGGAACAGCACAAUGUUAGAGGACUAUUCCAACGUUCUGAGUGUAGAAGUCAAAGGUCAAGUCACACUGAAGCUCAUUACAGAUAAACCAACCAUCAGGAUGGACAGUCAGACCAGGAGGUUCACAGUAGAAAUAGAGCCAGUGGAGGGGGUGGAGGCCACCUAUGAGCUCCCGCUAUGGAUUAUCAUCUCUGCCGCCGUAGCAGGAAUUCUACUGCUGGGAAUAAUCAUUCUUAUACUAUGGAAGUGUGGCUUCUUCCAGAGGGCCAGCAGGAGGGAGAUGUAUGAGGCCAAGGCUCAAAAGGCUGAGAUGAAGAUCCAGCCCUCUGAGACAGAGAGGCUGACUGAAGACUACUGAGGCCCCCAUGGGUCCCCCCAACAGCACACACCAGUGGGGCUUUUGGCUUGGAUUCUUCAAGCGAGCCAUCUACUACCGGAUAAUGCCAAAGCACCAAGGGGUGAAGAUUUGCAAGGCUGAGCGCUAUCAGUUCAAUCUGGGAUUUCAGCCUGAGGAGCCACAGAAAAAGUACUGGAUCACAAACUGGACAGAGAUGCAGCAUUACUACUGAGGCUUUCUAUUUUGGACCCUGAUCCACUCACAGUCACAUUGGUGUGACAUGGGCCAAAAAGCAACAUUGGGCUAAAUCAAGGCCCCUGAACUCAGUGGCGCAUGGACUAAUUGUGGAUAGUUCAUUCAAUUUUUUUAUAACUUCAGUAGAUUUCAACUUUUCCAGUGCAAUAUACUGAACAUUUGUUUCAGAGAUUGUAAUUUUUAAGUAUUUUGGAUGAAUGCAGUGUUGUACAUUGGAAUUUGGUUUGCAUUCAAGAGUUAAUUGUGAAUUGCUUUGAUUAUGUUGCAGGUUUUUAUGUACUGAACUCGGUGUUUGCAUGAAUUUUUUAAUUAUUUUUUUCUUUCUGCAUCCUCUGAGAAAACGUUGAUGGUUAUUCAACAUGUUAUUUUCUACUAUGUCUGUUUUCCUCUCUAAUAAGAGGAAUAAGUCUGUUGAUUUUUUUUGCUGUGAUAAUGUAUGUCUGUCCCUUGGCAUCACUGAGGUCAGUGGUUGUAGUUUGUGUAAGGAUUUUAAAUCUACAGCAGUCAUUUUGGAGUUCAUUUUGAAACUGCACUUAAAAUAUGUUGACCAGCAUCCAUUCUGUCAUGACUAGACAUGUGUCUUUAGUAAGUUAUGUCAAAUGCAGUUAUGAUUGUGGCAGUGAUGUCACAUGGAAAAAGUGACUAUUUCUAUUUUAUUCACGGUACGUAGAAAAAUGUCCCUGAUUUUAGUGAAAAAGUACAGAGAGGUACGCAGUACUUACUGGUGAAUAUGACAUUUUAUAUUCCAGCUGGGUAUGUUUUAAUCAUCCACUUUAAAUUACACAACAAGAUUCAUCCAGUCACUGCUGCAACAAGCUAAAAAGCAAUAGCUUCUUGUCUGUAUGCAGAAUUAGCCAAUGUGUUGAUGAGAUGGUGGGAGCUUACUUGAUUAUUAUUUAUUACACUGCCUUGUGUUAUUAUAACAAAGAACCGCUCUGGAUAUCUUUAAAAAACAUCACAUACAAGGAGUCAUUUACACUGGAUUAAAUAAUACAUGAUCUUAAAUAUGUCUGGAGACUCUAAGCUCUAGCUUAGCUAUAUUAUAACAUUAUAAAAUGUACAUAGUGACAAGUUGGAUUGACUGAAUGAAUGCAUAUGUCAUUGGUCUUUGUUGUUUCAAUGUCUCUGAGCUUUGUGCUUUUGUAUGACUCAGUAAGAUGACACAUGGAUUGUUUCCAAGUUAUUGGAACAUGCGGCAUUGAACUGACUGGACCAGAAGAAGACAUUACUGAACGGUCUCUGAUGGGACUAAGUGUUGUGACUGCAGACCUACAGAGGCUCCAUUGACUCUGUGAGUAAGGGAAGGGCUAAAAUAGAUGCACAAACUUUGUUCUCUGUGGUGUUGUUCUUAAAUGUGCAGUUUCAAUGUAAUUAAAUUGUUUUUUUUAUCAACA